This is a messenger RNA of Toxoplasma gondii ME49, 803 nucleotides long. Its product is annotated as zinc finger CDGSH-type domain-containing protein. The coding region runs from base 329 to 685 and encodes 118 amino acids. Gene Ontology annotation, cellular component: intracellular membrane-bounded organelle. The transcript is spliced from 3 exons. The record is from RefSeq and is a predicted model, not a curated record. Gene Ontology annotation, molecular function: 2 iron, 2 sulfur cluster binding. NCBI's taxonomy places the organism in Eukaryota, Apicomplexa, Conoidasida, Eucoccidiorida, Sarcocystidae.
CGGCUACGAAAUAAUGAGGAUGCAUACGUGGAUGCGACAUCUCCGAAUCACGUAUUUUCUAACGGAUUUUUAGCUGUGGAGGGUGCUCAGAAGACGAAGGGCUUCAUUUGAAAACCUGAAGGGUCUGACGCCCAAACGAAGGGACACUCUUCAUCUUUUUUCCCUUCCGUGUAUAUCACUAUCUCCCGAAUCGUUUCUUGUAUGGCUGUGAUUGCUUUGUCUGUCCCUCGAAGUCCAUUUUCCGUCUGCACUCCGUCGCCGUCCUCUCCCAACCGAUUUACUGCCGUUUGCUUCCCUGCCCUCGUCUUUGCCUUACGCUUUCUUCACCAUGGUGUGGCAAGAGUGGUGGCCGUAUGACCCGCAGCCGCAGCCCCAGACGACGAAUCCGUAUCUCGUCCACUGCGAGAAAGGGAAGGUUUACUGGUGGUGCUCCUGCGGUCUCAGCAAAACACAGCCGUGGUGCGAUGGCGCCCACAAAGGCACCCCUUUCAAGCCGGUUAUGUACAUUCCGUCGAUCACAGGAAAGAAGUUGCUGUGUGGGUGUAAGCACAGCGGCAGCCGGCCACUGUGCAACGGCACUCACUUGUGGGUGAAGUGCAACAACAACACUCCCCUUGCAUGCGUAGCUUCCUUCGCUGCUGCUUUCAGCGUCGGCGUCGCCUCCACGUACCUGAUGCAUGGUUAAUUCCCAUGGAAGGUGAGGCCCUGGUGGUCUCUCACCCGGUUUCCGUUAAGCAGAGUGUACGAAAAAAUGUUUCCAGCGUUCCAACACGAACUGGUGCAUCAAGAGGUUCCUGAUUUAC